Molecule: messenger RNA, 1518 nt
Organism: Trichoderma reesei QM6a
Lineage: Eukaryota; Fungi; Ascomycota; Sordariomycetes; Hypocreales; Hypocreaceae
Exons: 1
Coding region: 1-1518 (505 amino acids)
Molecular function (GO): protein binding
Source: RefSeq, a predicted model, not a curated record
AUGGCGGCCCUGGCUUGGCUGCGAGAGGUGAAGAGGGAAAGGCCAGUCAGCGGCCAGGAAGUGGACCAGCAUCAACGAAUCGUCCAACUGGUGCAGCAUCUCCUGCGUGUCGAGAACCGGCCCAUUACGCCCCUCAUCUACGAGUGCAUGAUGGACGCCAUGGCUGAUCCUCGUGGCUCCGUCGACGGCUUGCGGAGGCUGCUGGACGACAUGGUCGAGCAGGGGAUGAAGCCGACGGCGGAAUUCUGCAACGGCGCCUUGAGAGCGCUGAUGAACCAUCCGGACUACGUCAUGCGAAUGGAGAUUCUCGGCAUCAUGCAAGAGUACUGGUUCACCAUCGACACGCCGGUGAAGCAGACGGUGGUGGUGGGACUGCUGCGGGACGAGCAGUAUGAGCUGGCGUACGCAAGGCUCACGGAGAUGAUUGAGCAAGGGGCCAAGCUCGACACGUGGGUGUACGACAUCUUCAUCCUGGUGUUUGGGAGGCACGGGUUCCUGGACGAAAUGCUGCAGCUUCUCUAUCGACGAAAAAAUAUUGGCGGCGGCAGCAGCAACGAUCCGAUUGUCAUCAGCUUGGCAUACUACGCCCUGGACGUGUGCAGCCAGGCAUAUCACCAUGCGGGCACCCUCUUUGGCUGGCUGUCGGUGGUGCAGAACCACCUGGUGCAGCCGGCGGACGGCAUCCUUGAGAAUGUGCUCGGGACGGCGGCCAGGAACGCAGAUGCCCGGCUCGCAUCGGAAGCGCUGGCCAUCAUAUCAGAGCGCAUGAGGGCCCAAUCGCACCACUACGAGGCCGUUGUCGAGGCGUUUGUCGGCAGCGGCGACCUGGCAGCAGCCAUUCGAACGCUCUGCAUCAUGGAAGACGGCGGUUUGCGAAUCGGACGCAGCCAGACCAGGAGGCUGCAUGCGAUACUCAGGAGCCGCUCGGAGCUCCUGGACGGCGCCGAGGCGGCGGUGCGGGAGGCGGCUGGAGCACGCCCUGUGCCUCGCGCGGCCGCGGCCGCCAUCAUCGAGGCGCUGGCCCAGACUCACGGCAGCGCGAGGGCCCUGCCUCUGUACCGGGAUCUGCCCAAACUCUGCGGCGUGGAGCCGCCCAACGCGAGGAUGAUACAGACUCUAGUCAUCCAUAGCGCUGACGAGGCGACGGCCAAGUUCUUUGCCAAGGAGUACGCAGAUCAGAUUUCAGAAAGCGAGGACCCGAAGCAGACGAAUUUGUCAUUGAGCGCCUUGAUUACAAAGUGCGCAGAGGCCGGCGAGAUGGAUCUCGCUUUCCGGUUCACGAAGCAGGCCCUGGCCGGCGGAAUUACGAGGAGCAGUCGGUUGUCGCCGCGAUGGAUCUACGUGCUGGUUGAGCAGGCGAUGGCCAGGGAGGACGGACGGGUGUGGCCCGUGGUGGACGAGCUGUUGAGCACGGGGAACGAGGACAUGACGAGGACUGUGCGCAGGAUGCUGCAGCAGAAGAGGAUUUCGAAGCUAGCCUCGCAGUGGAAGGCAGGGACGUCGAUGACGGCGCCUUGA